UGUGGCAAACAAGGAAAUUUGCAAGUUCCUGGUUCCAAGGUGUUACCUGGCUUGGGAGAAGGUUGUAAAGAAACGUGGCUUCGAAAGGUAAUCUACAGAGGUAAGGUCUGGGGGAAGUCCCCAGAACCUGAGUUCCCCUCACUGGUGAACCUGUGCCAGAGUUGGAAAAUUAACAAUUUGAUGUCAACUGUCCACAGUGAUGAGGCUGAUAUGCUGUCCUACGUUCUGUUUGAAGAGCUGAUGCGAUGUGACAAAGAUUCCAUGCCAGAUGGAAAUCUGUCAGAGGAGGAAAAACUGUUUCUCUCAUAUUUUCCUUUGCACAAGUUUGAGCUAGAACAGAACAUCAAAGAUCUUAACACCCUUGCGGACCAAGUUGACACCAUUCACAAGUUGUUCACCAAGACCAGCCUGGUGGCCAGCUCUUCCGGAGCCGUUUCUGGGGUCAUGAACAUCCUGGGUUUGGCCCUAGCACCUGUGACAGCAGGAGGCAGUCUCAUGCUCCCAGCAGCUGGGACAGAGUUGGGGGCAGCAGCUGCCAUCACCAACAUAGUAACAAAUGUCUUAGAAAAUAGAAGCAAUUCAGCAGCAAGAGACAAAGCCAGCCGACUGGGGCCUCUGACAAGAUCACAUGAGGCUUUCAGAGGAAUAAAUUGGUCUAAAAUCGAGGCUGCUGGCUUUUGUGUUAAUAAGUGUGUAAAAGCCAUCAAGGGCAUCAAGGACCUUUGUGCCUACCAGAUGGCCAAAUCUAACUCUGGCUUCAUGGCUGUGGUCAAUAAUUUUGUGGCCACAAGACACAUCCCUUUCUGGAGGGCUAGAGGGGUGCAGAGAGCCUCUGAGGGCACAACUCUGGCCAUGACCAAUGGUGCCCGGGUGAUGGGUGCUGCUGGGGCUGGCUUCGUACUUAAGAAAGACAUGAGCAGCUUCCUGCAGAGCUGGAAGCACCUGGAGGAUGGGGCAAGGACGGAGACAGCAGAGGAACUGAGGACACUUGCUAAGAAGCUGGAGCAGGAGCUGGACCGGCUCACCCAGCGCCACCGGCACCUGCUGCAGAAGGCGAGCCGGACCUCUUCCAGCUGCUGGGGCAGGGCUGUUCGAGGAUCCCGUGUGGUUAAACCAGAAGGGUCUCGCUCACCUCUCCCCUGGCCUGUUGCAGAGCACCAGCCUAGGCUGGGCCCUGGCAGGGCACUGAGGACACCAGAGAGGACAGUCUCUGCCCCAAGGAUGCUUGGCCACCAGCCAGCCCCACCAGCACCAGCAAGAAAGGGGAGACAGGCCCUGGGAAGACACCAACAAUGAGAAGGGUUGGUCACCCUGUCACCACAGAACCUUGAUUUAACAGAGGCAAAAUGCAAGUCUGCCAUGAAGAAUACUGGAGGUAGGGAAACUUCUAGUGGCAAUGAUAAAACCAGCAGCAAUGAUAAUAGAAGGCAAA
Nomascus leucogenys (northern white-cheeked gibbon) is the source of this 1432-nucleotide messenger RNA. RefSeq names its product apolipoprotein L5 (gene APOL5). The record is from RefSeq and is a predicted model, not a curated record. Gene Ontology annotation, molecular function: lipid binding. Gene Ontology annotation, cellular component: extracellular region; membrane. Gene Ontology annotation, biological process: lipid transport; lipoprotein metabolic process. Lineage: Eukaryota; Metazoa; Chordata; Mammalia; Primates; Hylobatidae.